Phacochoerus africanus (Common warthog) is the source of this 2329-nucleotide messenger RNA. RefSeq names its product CDAN1 interacting nuclease 1 (gene CDIN1). The coding region runs from base 229 to 1074 and encodes 281 amino acids. The record is from RefSeq and is a predicted model, not a curated record. NCBI's taxonomy places the organism in Eukaryota, Metazoa, Chordata, Mammalia, Artiodactyla, Suidae. Gene Ontology annotation, cellular component: cytoplasm; nucleus. Gene Ontology annotation, biological process: erythrocyte differentiation. The transcript is spliced from 11 exons.
AGAAAGCCAAAGACGGGCAGUUGUUCUACACCCCGCCUCCUGCCGCGGAGCUGCUGGGUGAAGGCUAGGCUGUGCAGCCAGGGGUGCUAGGGGUUAGGGGCAAGCCCCGGAAGUCGAGUACCCGGCGCCUUGCUGCAGUGUGCCCAGCUUCGUAUCCCGACACCAAGGCUGCUCGAGCCCAGGGUGCUUUUUUCAUUUUUCCUACCAUUUCCCAGUCCCUGGCCCAAUAUGAUACUGACCAAAGCCCAGUACGACGAGAUAGCCCAGUGCUUAGUGUCUGUGCCGCCUACCAGGCAGAGCCUGAGGAAGCUGAAGCAGAGGUUUCCCAGUCAAUCGCAGGCCACUCUGCUGAGCAUCUUCUCCCAGGAGUACCAGAAACAUAUUAAGAGAACACAUGCCAAACAUCAUACUUCAGAAGCAAUUGAAAGUUAUUACCAGAGGUAUCUGAAUGGAGUGGGGAAAAACGGAGCUGCCCCAGUGCUCCUGGAGCUAGCCAAUGAGGUGGACUACGCACCCUCAUUAAUGGCUCGGAUCAUACUAGAAAGGUUUCUACAGGAGCACAAGGAAACUCCACCCUCCAAGUCUGUUAUAAAUAGUAUGCUACGGGACCCUUCUCAGAUUCCAGAUGGAGUUCUAGCAAAUCAGGUCUAUCAGUGCAUCGUGAACGACUGCUGUUAUGGACCACUGGUGGACUGCAUCAAACACGCCAUUGGUUAUGAGCAUGAAGUCCUGCUAAGAGAUUUGCUUCUGGAGAAAAACCUGUCCUUCCUUGAUGAAGAUCAGCUCCGUGCAAAGGGUUAUGACAAAACGCCAGACUUUAUUUUACAAGUACCCGUUGCUGUAGAAGGGCACAUAAUUCACUGGAUUGAAAGCAAAGCUUCAUUUGGUGAUGAAUGUAGCCACCACGCCUACCUGCAUGACCAGUUCUGGAGCUACUGGAAUAGGUUCGGGCCAGGUUUAGUCAUCUACUGGUAUGGAUUUAUCCAGGAGCUGGACUGUAACCGGGAGAGAGGCAUCUUGCUCCAAGCCUGUUUUCCCACCGACAUCGUCACCUUAUGCCAUAACGUAGCUUGACCCCAAUGAUCCUGGAAGAGAAGCCGGGAGGAAAAGGUGAAUCCGGAAGCAAUUUUACUUUCCUGCCACGUAAACUCCUGGCAACAUCUGCCCUGAACUUCAGCUGAACUCUCACUGCCCAUGGUCACACCACUACCUCUUUAGACAAACAUAUCAAGAGUUUCUGUUUUCCUUCAUCCGUUGCUGAUGUGAACAGCCAAGUACUACAGACACAACCCACUCAUUAUCAGCAUUUCUGUCUCUGUCAAACAGUUAGUUUAUAGAUAGUCAUAAUCUUUCUUCCUUCCGGAUGGUUUCUCCUUAUAUACUGAACAAAAGGAAAAAUGCGGAGACUGAAAGGUGUGAUUUUUCAAUUCUCCUCCCACUUACCGAAUCACCCUCUGAUUUUUUUUUUUUCUUUCCAAGCCUUUAUUCACUCUCUCUCCCUUCCCAUUUCUCUUCAUGUGUACUCAUGGAUACCCAGGGUUGCGUUACCAUUCUGGAAUAAUCUGGCAUAGUCCUAGCAAAGCCAAAAUCAUGAAGGCUGCAACUCGAUUUUCACUCUCACCUGCAAGGGCAGACCUCGCUGGGAACCCAUGCUUGUUUUGUCCAGUCUUUAUGGUUUCCUGACUUGGAUGGCAUUAAGCCAAGCUGCAAAAAUAUACUCGAUGAGAAUUUCCUCUUUAUAAUACACAUUCGAACACCAAACAUGUUCCAUUUAUCUCAUUGAAAAGCGUCAAUUACGUUGUGUCUGGAAACCACACUCCUUCUCUGGAUUGAGGGCCGAGGGGAGAGGAUGGAAAGUCGGUGCCAGCACUGACAAGAGUUUAUUUUUAAACACGGCUAGCAUCGGUAUGUAUGAUCGUCGGUAUUUUUAUGAGUAUAAUUUUUCAAAAGUGCAUUUUGUACCCUGCUUUGUAUCUGCAUUUUAUACCACAUAAUUAUACAACACUCAAAUAAUUUAGGCAUUAGGAAUGUUCCUGCUUUGAAUGAAUUAAGUGUACCAAAAAUAAACCUGGAGCUAUUUUCAAGUAAGCAAAAUAAAGGAAGUUUCGGAUUGUUCAUUUUCAUUUAUUCCCUUUGCCUGCUGCAGACCAAAUCUCCAGCUAAAGCAAAACAUCAAUAAAUUCAUUAUGAACCUGUCUUUUAGGAAGUUAAAAAUGAAGCCAUUCCCAAAAUGUAUUUAGUAAAAUACUUGCCCUCAUGCUGACAAAACAUUCUUUAUAAUGUUGAAUGAGUUUGGAAAUAUUAGUGAAAAUGUAACUUUUACACAUAC